Podarcis lilfordi (Lilford's wall lizard) is the source of this 4613-nucleotide messenger RNA. Lineage: Eukaryota; Metazoa; Chordata; Lepidosauria; Squamata; Lacertidae. The record is from the annotation of a GenBank genome assembly.
CUGGAAGACCUUUGCCUUGAAGCAAGAAAACUGCCACGGGAGAAAACAUGUCACGUGAACCAUUGCUGAAAACCUCAGAGGUAAGCCCCAAGAAAGGGUGGGCAAUUUGCUCUUGGAUCAUUUAACAGAAAGGAGAGUAGAAAAGUAAUUCAUAGAAUCAUAGAAUUGUAGAGUUGGAAGGGGACCCAGGGGUCAUCUAGUCCAUCCCCCUGAAAUUCAGGAAACACAGCUAAGGAAUCACUGACAGGUGGCCACCCAACCUCUGCUUUAAAAUCCCUGAGGAAGGAGAGUCCACAACUGUUGAACUGCUCUUACUGUCAGAAAGGUUUUCCUGGUGUUUAGUCAGAAUCUCCUUUCUCAUAACUUGAAGCCAUGGGUUCGAGUCCUGCCCUCCAGAGCAGGAGAAAACAACCUUGCUCCUUCCUCCAUGGGACAGCCCUUCAGAUGCUGGAAGAUGGUGUCAUAUCUCCUCUCAGUCUCCUCUUCUCCAAGCUCAACAAACGUGAAUAAUUUCUACACAUAUUAUUUUCUGAGAAUUUUCGGCAUAGCCCUACACCAAGCAAAGGGGACGUCCUUCCCAGGAGUUGAAUAUGACCUCCCCAGGCCUCCCAAUGUGGCCCCUGGACCCUCCCCAGGCCUCUCUCACAGCCUCCUUGUCUGUUUGAGCCUGGCUGCGAGAUUCUCCCCGAACCCUGAUAAUGUCUCUUCUCUGUGGGGAAGCAGGAAAGAGAUGCCAUUAAACUCACCUCCUUGGCAAAAGCAAAAUGAGCACCCGGUUUUGCCUCUAGCCCUGCCUGCCAUUAGUAUGUGGCCACUGGAAGCUUUCAUAGGCAGAAAUGUGGCCCUCAGGCUAAAAAUGCCCCCCCCACCCUUCCCUAAUGCUCUUUCUGUCCAGAAUGACAUACGCCUCCUUUGCUCCUGAGGGAUGUUCUUAAAAGUUCUCUUAUCCCCACUCAAUCAAAGUUGGAUCCUGCCAAUUGAUUCAUUAUUAAUAUUAAUUGUUGUUGUUGUUGUUGUUGUUAGUAGUAGUAGUAUAAUUAUACUUUAAAGAGGGUCCACAAAACCCUCACUAUAAGUUGCUUUUCUCUACUGCAUUUUCUAUAUACUGUAUUUUUUCUUGUAUAUGACGAUGUUUUUUCCUUUAAAAUAAUAGGAAAAAACAGGGGGUUGUCUUAUAAACAGAUAGCAGAGGGGUGGACUGGCAAUUGGGGGUGUGAUUGGUGGCUGCGUCAAGGCCUGCUUACGAUCGGCUGCGGCAACUGGGCGAUUGAUUAGUGGCAGCGGCGAUGCUUGCGUGCAAUUGUGUGUGGUUUUGUGUAGUGUACGGGGGGGGGCUUAUGGCAGUGAGCGUGCAGACAAUUGGUGGCUGUGGCAAUCUCCCCCCCAUUUUUUGUUGCAGUCCCCCCAAAAAGGGGUCAUCUUAUACAUGGGGGCGUGUUAUACACGGAAAAAUACGGCAUCUCUGUUUCUCAGGGUCUGUGCAUUUUGCAAAAAGUGAAGCCUCGGAGCUCUGAGAAGAUUCAGAGGGAUUGUUCUUAAAGAGGAGCAGUGGGUGAUUUAAUAAUAAUAAUAAUAGAUUUAAAAGCAUUUCUCAACGAGCAUCAAAUUAGUGUUCAAGUUUGCAAACCGAAGGCUGCUCUGGACUAACCUUAAACUAUCACAAAUAUUUCAGGCAGAUGAAGAUUCCGUCGGAGAAGGUAAGAAAGAAGGCAAAACAUCACAUUUUUGGGGAGAAAUCUACAUUAGCUACUGUCUCAUAAACAUUAUUUAUCCCUUCCUCCAUUUUUAAUGGUUCCAGUUGAAACUGCACCAGUAUUCCCAGCUCUCCCCUUCCUGAAGGUUACAGGGAGCAGACGAUUCCCUGGUUACAACAGCUUCUCUGGCUACCCAUCAUUUUCCGGGCAAAAUUCAAGGACCUUUAAAGCCCUUUACAGCUUAGGUCCAAGCUAUCUGAAAGACUGUAUUCCCUCAUAUGAACCGGCUUGGAUUUUGAACGAUACCAACUGUACGAAUGUCAUGAUCUACAGGAAUAAACCAUCUGAAAAAUUUGUCACCCCUGUUUGCAGCACUGGCAAAUUCGUAUGGGAGAGGACAGUCCUUCAGAUAGCCUGGGUCUAAGCUGUACUUGGCACAAUCAGCACAGUUUUCCUUCCACUGCAGUCCAGCUUCCAACAAAAACUAUCUGAUUCGUCUUGCUAUCCACCAUGGCCAAAUUUAACAUGCUAAAUUUCCCCAUAUGAACUGGCCCGGUUCCUGCAAUCAUCCUUUGAAAUCCUUCUUUGUGCGCCUCCUCUUCAAGAGGUCCGGAGGGUGGCAACACAAGAACAGGGCCUUUUCUACAGUGGCUCCCCAUUUGUGGAAUGCUCUCCCCGGGAGGCCUGCCUUGUGCCUUCAUUGCAGAUCAUUUAGGUACCAAGAGAAAAAGUUUCUCUUCAGCCAGGCCUUGGGCUGAUUAACUUUCUAUGGCCUUUUAAAUGUGUUUGUGGGAACGGGGUUAUUGGUUUGUUUUUGUCCUUGUUUCAUUAUGUUUUUUGUUUUCUCGUUUCAUGUUUUUAUGAUGUGAGAUGCCCUGCACUUUGUGGAUGAAGGGUGACAUACAAAUUUAAUAAAUAAUAAUAACCAGGGCAUUUUUUCAGCUGGAGCUCAGCUGCGGUACCUCUCAGGUGUGUUAGUGUUACCGAACAAGGGAGAAGUUUUUGGUGAGCUCCAGCAAACUCUUUUUCUACAAAAAUAGCAUGGAUCAUAAUGGAUGUUGUGAUUAAUUACACAAUACCACACUGUAAUGAGUAUGAGUUACUCGUGCGUAAACUGGUGCCUCUCUAGGCUGAUUUGCCUUGUUAAACCUUUCUGACUGCACAGCCCCUUCUGAUCAUGACUGUCUCAGUCACUAGCAGAAUCCGUCAGUGGGCGUUUCUUGAAUCUCUUCCAACAUAAGAGUUGUUUGACACCCAAUCGCCUCCGCCUCUCACUGCGCGGGAGCCUUCUGCGCAGGGUGGGCGUGGGUAGCGGGGGACCUGUCCCCUCCUCACUGAGUUCCAGUGAAGAGUCCGUGAGCCCUCUCUCCGAUUUUCCCAUCUGCUCACUUUUGUUCCUGGUGUUGCGCUUAAAUGCUUCCCCCUCCACUGAGUCGCCUCUCCCCCUGCUGCUGGGUCCUUCUCCAGCAUCAUCCAGGAGCCUCCCCUUCGCCUCUCGCUCUGAUGUCAGUUCCCUGACACACACCAUUCAUUUCAACACAAAGGCCACUAAUUUUAAUGGAAAGGAAAUACAGUGGAACCUCGGUUGUUGAACACCUCUGUAGUCAAACAUUUCGGGUUUUGAAUGCCAAAAACCCGGAAGUAACUGCUCCAGUUUUUGAAUGAUUUUUGGAAGCUGAACACGCUACGCGGCUUCCUUUUUGAGUUUCCCUAUUGUACUGAGGCUUCCAUAUUGAGUUUUCGGUUUUCAAACGUUUUGGAAACGUUCUUCCGGAACGGAUUACAUUCAAAAACCAAGGUACCACUGUAUCAUCAGACAAGCAGCAGAAGCAAAUCCCCAUCCUAUUCUCCUGCCUGAUUUCCAUCCCAAACAACAAACAGGUGAGCUGCCGCCAUUUUCACCCCCUCUGCUUUGCUGGAUGGAAGUGAGGUGUUGUGUUGAAUAUCAGAAAAGGGUUGACGUUCACCUGGAGAGAACUCGAACCCUUUGGUUGCUGAUCUCCUGUUCUCUGACAUCUCCUCCAUUGCUCACAGGAGAAGACAGAGAACUGAGGAUAAUCCUCGUCGGUAAAACAGGCUGUGGGAAAAGUGCCACGGGAAACACCAUCCUUGGCCGGAAAGAAUUCGUGUCGGCGCUUAGGCCAGGAACAACAACUGUGACCUGCCAAAGAGGCCAGGGGACCUGGAAUGGCAGGACUGUCUUGGUGGUGGACACAGCAGAUAUUUUGAGCUCAGGUGCCUUCAGUGAUGAAGAAUUAGCAGCCGAGAUCAUCCGUUGCAUUGAGCUGUCCAGGCCUGGUCCCCACGCUCUGGUUUUCGUGACUCAGGUGGGCCGUUUCACGGCAGAAGAUGAGGCGGCAGCGAAGCAAGUCCAGGAUGUCUUUGGCUUGGAGGCCACCAAGCACAUGGUGGUCUUGUUCACCCGCAAAGAAGAUUUAGGUGGAGGCUCCUUGCGGGAUUAUGUGGGGUGGUCAGAGAACAAGGCUGUCAAGGAGCUGAUGGGGAAAUGGGGCCGGCGCUUCUGCGCUUUCAAUAACAGGGCAGAGGGGAAGAGAGGGAGGAGCAGGUCUCCGAGCUGAUGGACAUGAUCCACGACAUGGUUCAGGAGAACAGAGGAGGCUAUUACAUCAACGAGCUGUAUUUGGAGCCCAACAUAACCAGUGCAGAUCUCAGGAGUUACAUGAUAGGAAACAGAUGGGCCAGGCAAAGAGCAGAGCAAGUUUCUGGCAGGAGGCAGAAUGUACCGCGUCUCGUGGCAGAUUGGUUGUUGGUCGCUACGGGGAUUGCAAUUGGGUGCGCUUUGCUGGGCUACAUUAUUUGGCGUGUGUUUUCUUACUUUCAAGUUGGGUCAUCUGCCUCCUAAAAUAGCUCAUAUUGGUCUUUCAUACCCUCUCCAGCUGUUUUUGGCCUACAACUCCC